Messenger RNA from Nycticebus coucang (slow loris), 939 nucleotides. RefSeq lists its product as uncharacterized. Lineage: Eukaryota; Metazoa; Chordata; Mammalia; Primates; Lorisidae. The coding region runs from base 1 to 939 and encodes 312 amino acids. The record is from RefSeq and is a predicted model, not a curated record. The transcript is spliced from 3 exons.
AUGAGGACUCACCAAGAGAGUCCAGAGACACACCAGAGAGAUCCCUCACUUUUACGUCCCAGUGAAGACAGUGAAAACAUGGCCCCCUUUGAACUAAGAAACGGCCCUUCACCAGAUACCAAGUGGCCGAGGCGUGAGCACAGGGAUGGGACAGCCCACCCGGCGGCCGGUGCGCGAGCGCAGGCACACACGUACGUGUCUGUGGGCGUGUGUCUGCAGAUCCGGCCAGAGUUCAGCGCGGGCUGGGGGCAGCGUCGCGUCGCUGGGGGGCGGGGCAGAGCCAUUGUUCGCUCGCGGACCGAGUCCCUCUGGGCCGGUGGGGCAGGGUGGGGAGGGCUUCCCCGGCCCCCAGCGCCCGAGCGCCCCACCGCCUGGGGAACCCGAGGACGGGAUGCAGUUGUGAGUAGGGGGCGGCACCGUGGCUGCCCCACUGUUUCCUGUGAAACUUCCCCAGUGCCCAUUCCCCGUGUGCCCGGAGCCAUCCUGGGCUUGGAGCCACCCCCAGUCCCCGAGCGGGUCCGCUCCCUCCGGCAGACGGAGAGCUCCCGAGAGCCGGCGAGGCCGCGGGGUGCCGGGCAGAAGCCCAGCGGCCGAUGGAAGAGAAGCCGAGAAGGAGAAAGGGAGGGGAGGGAAAGCGAGGAGCUCGCGGCAGAGGGAACAGCAGAUUGCGCCGAGCCAAUGGCAACGGCAGGACGAGGUGGCACCAAAUUCCCUUCGGCCAAUGACGCGCCAGAGUUUACAGAAGCCUCAUUAGCAUUUCCCCAGCGGCAGGGGCAGGCCGGCGGCGGCGUGGUGUUGGUGUCCGCAGCAUCCCGGCGCCCGGGCUCUGGUCGCUGCACGCCUGGGAUUUCUGUCUCCUCCCCUCUUCCGCCCUCACCUCCGCGAGGGGCUGCCUCGACCAGUCAACUGUGCACUUUGCCCCUUGUUGGCAGCGGAUAA